Messenger RNA from Lactuca saligna, 780 nucleotides. The record is from the annotation of a GenBank genome assembly. Lineage: Eukaryota; Viridiplantae; Streptophyta; Magnoliopsida; Asterales; Asteraceae.
AUGAGGACUGCCUUUGAGGAUCAUAGUUGUUUCGAGUUGCUUCAUCAUAGAAAACAGUAUACCGGAGGUGCUUCGUCGGCGUUGAAGGCGACCGGUGUUGGCCAAAAUCAAUGGGGGAUUGUAUUUUUGGCAUUUGCGAUUGCUAGGAAAUCACAGGAAUCGCUGGUGAUCGAGGAAGUGAUAGUGGUUGCACCAAAACCUCGCGAAGUUCGAAUCAAAAUCAUAUGCACUUCGCUUUGGCACAGUGAUAUCAACUACUGGAAAUUGGAGCGUCCUCCUGUAAUUUUCCCCAGAAUACUCGGUCAUGAAGCAAUUGGAGAUGAAACACGCAAAUUCACAGACAUGAAUGGAGAAACUUUAUACCAUUUCUUGCAUGUAUCAUGUUUUACUGAGUACACAGUGGUUGAAGUUGCUCGUGUAAUCAAAGUUGAUCCAACAAUCCUAACAAACAUAGCCUGCCUCUUAAGUUGUGGAGUAUCAAUUGGGGUAGGUGUUGCUUGGAAAGCUGCAAAUGUGGAAAUUGGAACAACAGUUGCUAUAUUUGGACUGGGUGCAGUUGGGCUAGCUGUUGCUGAUGGAGCAAGCCUAUGUGGAGUUAAAAGGAUCAUUGUAGUUGAUUUGAACCAAGACAAAUUUGAAAUAGAUUAUUGCUUUGAGUGUGUUGGGUUGACUUCUCUUGUGCAUGAAGCUUAUGCUGCUUGUAGAAAGGGAUGGGGGAAAACGGUUAUGUUGGGAGUUGACCAACCAGAGGCAAUGUUGAUCUUAAGUUCUUUAAGGUAG